AUGUUGACACUCUUAAUAUUUACUUGGGUGCUGUGCAUUUUACCUAUCAGUGUGCUGGGAAAAUCGAAGAAGUCGGCUUAUAUUCGCCGUACCUCGACUGAUUUGACAGAAGAUGAUGGUCGAGAAAGCUAUAAACCAAUUAGCAUCGUACAAGAUUAUGAAGAAGGGUCAACUGGGCAAUCACCCCCGAUCAACUAUACCUUACCGUGGCCUGCUACUACCUACAUACAACCCACUGUCACCUCCCAAGGGAUGACUGUCACAUCUGUGAUUCCCAUUUACGAGACAUGUAACUUGCCAGGAGCAAGGACUACAACAUGUUCACCUUCAUUUCAAACUAUCAUCACUACCAUAUGCUCAACAGUUCUGAUAGGAUACUUCACGAGGCAUACCGUUUCGGAGUGCAACGAAAUUGUCACUUUCUCUACACAGUACGGCUAUUCUUUGGCUACCACCAGACCUCCCGCGAGCACAGUUUCGGCUCUCCACAGACGCAAGGAAACCACGUCAAUUACGACGAACUACUAUGUUCAUAACACUACUACAUAUUAUGCCGCUCCAUGGCAAUCAAUUGCAGCAGGCGAUCCAUCAGACAUACAAGUCAAUAUCUGUGGGCUGUCCUCAGCCGGCGUGCAGGUUUGCACGACAAUCAACGAAGUCUGGGUCGUUCAUACAGAAUAUAUACCGGUCUAUUAUACCGAGGCCAUCUCCAUUUCUACUCUAGUAUCUUCGACUGGCGUACUGGCAUUUGGUCCAGCCAUAUAUGUAACGAUGACACCUGGAACUUUCAUGCUAUCAACGCAAAUAGUAUCCACAACUUUGUCUGCAAGGAACGUCACCUCGACGUCUACUGUCUCAAGCCCGACCUCAGAGUUUGCAGAUCUAGCAUCUACAACUGAAGGCUCAACAACAACAACAAUUUAUAUUUCAGAUCCGGGGAGUACUACGACGAUACACUUGGAACUGGCCUCGCCUUCUACUUCUAUCAAAGAGCUAACCACUCGUACCACCACCAUCACAAGUACGACAAAGAUAACGAGUACCACCACUCUCACACCUCGUCGCACAGUAUUCCGAACUAUUUGA
Molecule: messenger RNA, 1086 nt
Organism: Sclerotinia borealis F-4128
Lineage: Eukaryota; Fungi; Ascomycota; Leotiomycetes; Helotiales; Sclerotiniaceae
Source: the annotation of a GenBank genome assembly